Mobula hypostoma (lesser devil ray) is the source of this 2508-nucleotide messenger RNA. Its product is annotated as E3 SUMO-protein ligase ZBED1-like. Gene Ontology annotation, molecular function: DNA binding; protein dimerization activity. Lineage: Eukaryota; Metazoa; Chordata; Chondrichthyes; Myliobatiformes; Myliobatidae. Gene Ontology annotation, biological process: regulation of transcription by RNA polymerase II. Gene Ontology annotation, cellular component: nucleus. The transcript is spliced from 2 exons. The coding region runs from base 195 to 2180 and encodes 661 amino acids. The record is from RefSeq and is a predicted model, not a curated record.
GGAGCCGGGAGUGGGGAGCCGGGUUACACGCUGUACUGCCUGAUGGCUGCCAUGUCGCCGCUGGCCGCCUGCCUGUGGACGUACGCGGUGGGGCUGAAGGUUCUGCUGGAGCAACUGCUGAGGCGCCGCUUCUCACUGCCAGGUUGAUGUUAAAUGGAUGAAAGCUCCAUGUUUAGAAUUGUGUCCAAGCAGCCAUGGAGCACAAGACCCCAGAAGGCUCCACCUCAGACCUAAAGCUAGUUUGCCACCCAAGAGCAAAAAGUAAAGUCUGGAAGUACUUUGGGUUUGACACUGAUGCUGAAGGAUGCAUACUGCAGUGGAAGAAAAUCUAUUGCAGAGUUUGCCGUGCUCAAAUUGCUUAUUCUGGAAACACCUCCAACCUUGCGUACCACCUUGAGAAGAAUCAUCCCAAUGAAUUCCAUCAAGUUGUCAAAAGCAACAGUGAACAGCCUAAAGAGCCCUUUACCUCUAGUUUCUUGAAACAGGAGCUUGAGGGUGCGCAUCUGAGCAUGCAAGAUGCAAUCAUGAAGACUUCUUACAGCCAAGACAGUAAACGACAUCAGGAGUUGACCACCGUGGUCACCAGCUUCAUAUGUGAGGGGCUUUAUCCUGUCUCUGUGGUAGAGGAGCCAACGUUCAAAAAGCUCCUCAAAAUGGCUGACCCAAGGUUUGAGCUCCCUGGCAGGAAGUAUUUCUCGACCAAAGCUAUUCCUGAGCGCUACCAUGUUAUUCGGACUGGCGUGGAGAAAGAGUUGGCUCUGGCAGCGUGGUGCGGUGUCACUGCUGACAUGUGGACAGCACAGGGCCGAAACCGAUGCUACUUGUCUUUAACUGCCCACUUCUUGGGAGGUGCAGACAACAGCUCAAACCCUUUGAAGUUCUCUUCCAGAUGCCUCACCACGUUCGAAGUGGCAGAUGAAUACACAACAGAGAACUUGGCACAUUCCCUUGUUGAGUCCUUCAGAGAAUGGGGAAUCAGCAAGAAUGUGUUGGGGGCCACGACCAGCACUGACUGUGAAAGUGUGGUGAAUGCCUGCUCCCUGCUAAACCUCCCUGUGCACGUGCCGUGUUUUGGCCACGCCAUCAAUCAGGGCAUAAACCAAGCUCUCCAGCUCCCAAAAUUCUGCACCCUUCUUCUGAAAUGUAGUAAGCUGGUCGAGUACUUCAAGAUGACACCAAGAGCAGCCUGUAUACUCAGCGAGAAACAGAAACAGCAGUAUUUAAUGCAGCACCAGCUUGUUAAUGACUGCAGCACUUGGGGAAAUGCCUUAUCGAUGCUGCAGCGCCUGAGGGAGCAACGCACAGCAAUUGCAGCCGUGUUGUUUGAGGACAACAUGAAUUACCACUUAAUGCCAGAAGCAAGUGAGUGGAACACAAUUGAAGGGCUAGUAGAGUUGCUGCAGCCAUUCCAGCAGGCCACCGAGAUGAUGGGCAGAUUGAAGUACCCGAUCAUUAGCAUGGUAAAACCCCUUCUUCAUGUCCUGUUGAACUCAGCCUUGAAGGUCGGAGAUUCAGACUCGCACUUGCUUGGUGCCGUGAAGGAGACGAUUGCCAAAGAGUUGUCUGAAGCGUACCAGUUAUCCCCAGAGCUGGACCUCUUCCUCAAUGCUGCAACGUUCCUUGAUCCAAGGUACAAGAAAGUACCGUUCCUUUCUGUCGCUCAGCAGAAACAAGUUGAGAGUAAGCUCGUAGAGGAAGCCAGCGGUCUCUUGGAAAAAGACAAAGAGAGCCCUGCCGGGGGAGAGGGGAGCUUUGCCUUCGAAGAGCCACCACUGAAAAAGCGCGUCAUGUCAAUGAAGCCCUACAGCACCGGCAGCAUCGACUUCAUGCUGGCGGAAAUCUUUGGGCAGGCGGGCAGCAGGGACGAAGAUCAAGAUGGAUGGCGCUCGCAGGUCAUGGAAGAAGUGCGCAACUACAAAUCCCAGAAGCUCCUGGAAUUGGCCGAAGAUCCGCUGGCUUGGUGGUGUGACCGGGUGGCUUUAUUCCCCACCCUAAUCAAACUAGUGCGGAAGUACUGGUGCAUUCCUGCCACGAGUGUCCCUUCUGAGCGGCUCUUCACUGCGGCGGGUAAUCUGGUGGACACCAAGCGAAACCAAUUGGCACCAGCUGAAGUUGACCGGCUGCUGUUUCUUUACGAGAACACUCGAGUUGAUCGUGAGGUCAUUGCAGACGAUGAAUAGGGCUGAGGUCUGGACUAAUGGCAAGAAGUCAAUUAUGUUCAGUUGUUAAAGAAGUAAACAGAAGUAAUCAAAGUAACGAGUUACUGUUGAUUUAAAUAAAAGAAUUUUAUUUUUUUGGAAUGAAUAUAUAAUGUGAGGUGGUGUAUAUAGAAAAAAUAUAAUGGAUGACCAAGUGUACAGAUUUUAAAAAAUUAUUUUAAAAAUGAAUGCUGAUAGGAUCUAUAUUUGUUUUUGUCAAUCAUCUAAGGCAGUGGUCCCUAAACUCUGGGCCACGGACCGAUACAUUGCCGCGAAGAGUACAGUGGUGCAGCGGUGGCCGGGACGCACC